Molecule: messenger RNA, 3029 nt
Organism: Apodemus sylvaticus (European woodmouse)
Lineage: Eukaryota; Metazoa; Chordata; Mammalia; Rodentia; Muridae
Product: cytochrome P450 2W1
Exons: 9
Coding region: 1-1482 (493 amino acids)
Biological process (GO): xenobiotic metabolic process
Cellular component (GO): intracellular membrane-bounded organelle; cytoplasm
Molecular function (GO): oxidoreductase activity, acting on paired donors, with incorporation or reduction of molecular oxygen, reduced flavin or flavoprotein as one donor, and incorporation of one atom of oxygen; iron ion binding; heme binding
Source: RefSeq, a predicted model, not a curated record
AUGGCUCUGCUGCUCGUGGGUGUCUGGGGGAUCUUGCUACUUCUGGGGCUGUGGGGACUGCUCCAGGGCUGUGCCCGGAACCCCUCUCUGGCCCCUCGGUGGCCCCCCGGGCCUCGUCCUCUGCCGUUCCUGGGGAACCUGCAUUUGCUGGGUGUCACCCAACAAGACCGGGCACUGAUGGAGCUCUCAGAACGCUACGGGCCAAUGUUCACAGUUCAUCUGGGAUCUCAGAAGACCGUGGUGCUGUCAGGCUACGAGCUGGUGAGGGAGGCCUUGGUUGGAACUGGCCAUGAGCUAGCCGACCGGCCCCCCAUCCCUAUCUUCCAGCACAUCCAGCGAGGUGGGGGCAUCUUCUUUUCGUCUGGAGCGCACUGGAGGGCGGCUCGUCAAUUCACCGUGCGCACCCUGCAGAGCCUGGGUGUGCGACAGCUAUCCAUGGUGGACAAGGUGCUGCAGGAGCUAGCCUGUCUUAAAGGGCAGCUGGACAGCUAUGGAGGCCAGCCCUUACCCCUGGCCCUAUUGGGUUGGGCACCCUGCAACAUCACCUUCACGCUCCUCUUCGGCCAGCGCUUUGACUACCAGGAUCCUGUGUUUGUGUCCCUGCUGAGUCUCAUUGACCAGGUCAUGGUCCUGUUGGGGUCACCUGGCAUACAGCUCUUCAACACGUUCCCCCGCCUGGGGGCCUUGCUGCGGCUGCACAAGCCGGUCUUGGGCAAGAUCGAGGAGGUGCGCGCCAUCCUGAGAACCCUCCUGGAAGCACGGAGGUCACCCCUGCCAAGUGGCGGUCCCGUGCAGAGUUACGCCGAAGCUCUGCUUCAGCAGGGCCAGGACGAUGACCCCGAGGACAUGUUUGGCGAGGCUAAUGUUCUGGCCUGUAUCCUGGACAUGGUCAUGGCUGGAACAGAGACCACGGCGGCCACGCUGCAGUGGGCAGUCUUCCUGAUGGUUAAGCACCCACACGUGCAGGGUCGCGUGCAGGAGGAGCUGGACCGAGUGCUGGGCCCCGGGCAGCUCCCUCAAGCAGAGCACCAGCGAGCACUGCCCUACACCAGUGCUGUGCUGCAUGAGGUCCAGCGGUACAUCACGCUCCUGCCCCACGUGCCCCGCUGCACAGCUGCUGACGUCCAGCUGGGUGGCUACCUGCUCCCCAAGGGCACUCCUGUGAUUCCUUUGCUGACCUCGGUGCUCCUAGACAAGACACAGUGGGAGACCCCGAGCCAGUUCAACCCAAACCACUUUCUGGACGCCAAGGGGCGCUUUAUGAAGCGGGGGGCCUUCCUGCCUUUCUCCACUGGUCGCCGGGUCUGCGUUGGGAAGAGCCUGGCCAGGACAGAGCUCUUCUUGCUGUUUGCCGGUCUCCUCCAGCGGUACCAUCUACUGCCCCCGCCCGGCCUGAGCCCCGCAGACCUGGAUUUACGGCCCGCCCCAGCUUUCACCAUGAGGCCUCCUGCCCAGACCUUGCGUGUGGUGCCGAGAUCCUAGGGUGUUCACAUACUGGAGAACCACCAGUCUACCUCUCCCACAGGAGGCGCUGCCCGAGGUGGUGGGGUGGUUACAGCAUCCCUAGCAAUGAUGUGCCUGCACUGUACUUCCGGACCACCGCAGCAUUCAUGACUCAGUGUACAGUGGUGCCAAGGCUAUCUCCCCAUCCGUGGAGGCUGGAAGUUGGCCUUUCAUCUGGGCAUCAUGGGGCGUAUCAGCACAGCCCAGCAGCCCUAUCCUGUCCUGAUAUGCUGCUUACAGGACCUCUAAUUCACCUUCCAGGUUCCUGAACCCUGGACACCAUAGACACUUCUCUAUUCUGGUCCCCAAGGCAGCCAAAGCCUCAGAGCAGAGACUACACUGCAAUCCCUUCAGCGUUCUUCCCCUCCCCCACCACACCUUAUCUUUGCCCCCCACCCCCCGGGGUCACAAUACCCAGAGGCCUGGUCUAUAGCCCUUCCACAGCCUUCCCCCAGUGUAUCUGCCCACCUACCUACCUAGGCAGAUUCUGCCCAGUUUGGGAUGCUCCAUCUUUGCCUGGCACCAAGGGGACCCCAGGGGCUGCCUGAGCUUGACCACAGGUGAUAUUUUUGCUCUUUUCGUCUGCUGUGACAACUGGCAUGGCACUGUGGUCACCUGGGACAAUGAUUGGAGGGAAAGAGCUUCUUCCAGCCGAUGUCCUGGGAACCUUUCCCUGGUUCCCGAUGCCAGGCCUCCCCGCCCCCCUUCUCGGUGGUGUUUGUAUUCCUUGUUUCUCAGUGUGCCCACUCGAGGCUUCGAAACGCGCAGGGUGAGAACCUUGCUGCGCGUGUCUGCCCGGUCAUGCCAACUCUAGUCCUGCCUUCUCUAGGACCACCGACACGGCCACAGUCAGCACAGGGCUUCCCCACGUGGGGAAGGGCAGGGCUAGAUGCCACCAUGAGUGUCAAGAGCCAGCUGGCGUGCACGUGGGUCCCUCUGGCACUGAGGGUCUGGUGGUUGGUGGGCACAGGCCGGCACUGACUAGAGAGACAUGAGGAAGUCUUUGGGCUCUAGCGGUGCAGUGCUUUGGUGCUAGCCCCAGCCAGUGCUUUAAAGUAACUAACCCUGAAGUGACACAAGUGUCUAUGGGACAGAGGACAAGGCUGGGGGCAAGGCUUUGAAGGUGAGGUCUGGCUACAGAUAGCCAGAUCACCGGAAAGCCUGUGACCCAGGAAGAGGCCCAUGCUUCGGCUGCCUGCCUGCCUGCCCACACUGAUGCAGCACUUGGCUACCGUGCCCACGUGCUAGGGACCCGAGACCAUCGCAUUUGUUUUUUGAGACAGGGUUUCUCUGUGUAGCACUGGCUAUCCUAGAACUCACUCUGUAGACCAGGUUGGCCUGGCCUUGCCUCUGCCUCCCGAGUGCUGGGACUGGAGCCAUGCGCCACGGUUGCUAAUCUCACCACUUUUACAAGACCCGGGACAGCUCAGCUCUGUUCCACUCUAGUGAGCAGGCAGGGUUUGGAGCCUGGAGGCUGCCCCCCACCCCCACCCCCAUGGCUUCUUGGUCCAGGCAGGAAGGCAGCA